AUGGGUCGCAUCGUGGAUAAGUGUGGUCUGGACAUAAAGAGGAGACCCUUGAGUGUGAAAGCCUUCGCGUCCUAUUUAGGAAAAUAUGAAGGUGGAGUUGGUGUGUGGUUGUUGACAGUGGCUACGCUAAAGGUCUCGACACCAAAAGGAGCUACUAGGUCAACUUGCGUCUACCAGAAGGUCAACUUGCGUCUACCAGAAGGUCAACUUGCGUCUACCAGAAGGUCAACUUGCGUCUACCAGAAGGUCAACUUGCGUCUACCAGAAGGUCAACUUGCGUCUACCAGAAGGUCAACUUGCGUCUACCAGGUCAACCGCGUCUACCAGAAGGUCAACCGCGUCUACCAGAAGGUCAACCACACAUUUAAGAAAAAAAAUUGUUCCCUUGACGCAGAGAGGGACGCUGACUUUGACGCAGAGGGGGACGCUGACUUUGACGCAGAGAGGGACGCUGACUUUGACGCAGAGGGGGACGCUGCCUUUGACGCAGAGGGGGACGCUGCCUUUGACGCAGAGGGGGACGCUGCCUUUGACGCAGAAGGGGACGCUGCCUUUGACGCAGAGGGGGACGCUGCCUUUGACGCAGAGGGGGACGCUGCCUUUGACGCAGAGGGGGACGCUGCCUUUGACGCAGAGGGGGACGCUGACUUUGACGCAGAGGGGGACGCUGACUUUGACGCAGAGGGGGACGCUGACUUUGACGCAGAGGGGGACGCUGACUUUGACGCAGAGGGGGACGCUGACUUUGACGCAGAGGGGGACGCUGACUUUGACGCAGAGGGGGACGCUGACUUUGACGCAGAGAGGGACGCUGACUUUGACGCAGAGGGGGACGCUGACUUUGACGCAGAGGGGGACGCUGACUUUGACGCAGAGGGGGACGCUGACUUUGACGCAGAGGGGGACGCUGACUUUGACGCAGAGGGGGACGCUGACUUUGACGCAGAGAGGGACGCUGACUUUGACGCAGAGAGGGACGCUGACUUUGACGCAGAGAGGGACGCUGGCUUUGACGCAGAGAGGGACGCUGACUUUGACGCAGAGAAGGACGCUGACUUUGACGCAGAGGGGGACGCUGACUUUGACGCAGAGGGGGACGCUGACUUUGACGCAGAGGGGGACGCUGACUUUGACGCAGAGAGGGACGCUGACUUUGACACCCACGACCACCACUCCCACGACCACCACUCCCACGACCACCACUCCCACGACCAGACCCACGACCACCACUCCCACGACCAGACCCACGACCACCACUCCCACGACCACCACUCCCACGACCAGACCCACGACCACCACUCCCACGACCACCACUCCCACUCCCACACCCACGACCAGACCCACGACCACACCUCCCACGACCACACCUCCCACGACCACCACUCCCACGACCAGACCCACGACCACACCUCCCACGACCACACCUCCCACGACCAGACCCACGACCACACCUCCCACGACCAGACCCACGACCACACCUCCCACGACCAGACCCACGACCACACCUCCCACGACCACCACUCCCACGCGGACAUCCCUAAUUCUACUGUGAAAUAA
This is a messenger RNA of Procambarus clarkii (red swamp crayfish), 1557 nucleotides long. NCBI's taxonomy places the organism in Eukaryota, Metazoa, Arthropoda, Malacostraca, Decapoda, Cambaridae. The record is from RefSeq and is a predicted model, not a curated record.